AUGGCCUUCAUCGGAGUCUACCGCGCCGUCUACGACUACGCGCCGCAGGGUGAGGGCGAGCUCGAGAUCAAGGAUGGCGACCUGCUGUUCGUCCUGGACAAGGACUCGGACGACGACUGGUGGAAGGCCAAGAAGAAGGCCGCCACCGACGACGAGGAGGAGCCCGAGGGCCUGAUACCGAACAACUACGUCGAAGAGGCCCAGCCCCUCGCCAAGGCAAAAGCCCUCUACGACUACACCCGCCAGACCGACGAGGAGCUGUCCUUCACCGAAGAUGCCGUCCUCGACGUCUACGACACCACCGAUCCCGACUGGUCCCUGGUUGGCCUCAAGGGCGAGUACGGCUUUGCCCCCGCAAACUACAUUGAGAUUACAGAGGCCCUCGAGGCCGAGGAGCAGGCCCCGCCGCCGCCCCAGCGCCCUCGCAUCCCCGAUCCAGAGCCCGAAGAGGAAGAGCCGGCUGCCCCGACCCCUCCGUCUCCCGCUGCUGCCACCGAGAGCCCCGCUGCUGCGCUCGCCGGCCUCAUCCAACAAAAGACCGGCCAAGCCCAGGCCGCAGCCCCUCAGCGCACGGUUGUCUCCCCUCCCCCGGCCAUUAGCCUGCCGCCGCGCCAGCCCCAAUACACCCCCGAGGAGUCGGACGAGGAGGCUCCUGCUCCCAGAUUACCCCAGAGACCCAUCUCCCAGGUCUCCUCGCAGCCGUCGCCCAUCCCGACCCCGACCUUCCCCAAUCGCGAAUCGUCAAGCCGUUCCCCGUCUGGCGGUGUCAUGCCCUCGCCGCCCUUUAACCGAGCAUCCCAGCACCGCGUCGAGUGGGACGACGAUGUGAUCAAGAAGGAUGUCAAGGUGCCGCAGGGCUACCACUUGUACAAUAUCCACGAAAUGGUCUCGCACAUGGGCAAGAGCAAGAAGAUGCCAAUGACUCUGGGCAUCAACAUCCCCAAGGGCUUGAUUAUGAUAGCCCCGGAGAAAUCAAAGGACGGUCCUCAGCGGGAGUGGACUGCCGAAAAGCUGACGCAUUAUUCAAUCGAGGGAAAGCAUGUUUUCAUGGACCUUGUCAGGCCGAGCAAGAGUGUAGACUUCCAUGCCGGCGCGAAAGACACGGCCACAGAGAUCGUCGCCAUGCUGGGAGAGCUGGCUGGCGCGGCCAGGGGCGAGGGUCUCCGUGAAGUCCUUGCUGCGGCCUCGGGUGGCAGCGGUCAAAAGAAGGGCAAUAUUCUUUAUGAGUUCAUGGCUCAGGGAGACGACGAAGUCACCGUCGCCGAGGGCGAUGAGGUUAUCGUCCUUGACGACCAAAAGAGCGAGGAGUGGUGGAUGGUACGGCGACUGAAGAACGGCAAGGAGGGUGUUGUGCCCGCCAGUUACGUCGAGAUCACCGGCUACGUCGCAUCUAGGGAAGACCCCGGAGUUCUCCAAGCCCGAUCGAUCGUGGAGCAGAACCGGCUGGACGAGGAGCGCAUGGCAAAGGAGAUGAUGAAGAAGAAGAGAGAAAGCGAGAUGCGCGCGGCAGAGGUAGGCCCUGGACUGUCUUUGCCACAGCGUUCUAGCAGUUUGUUGCAUGGAGAUAAUAACGUGAAACGCUCAACACAGAAAAGCAAGCGCGAUAGCUCGGCCUCCAGAUCAUCAACGGCUAAACCGAGUGAGUAUACCCCUAGUCACCAGAGGUCUCUUUCACAGGCCAGAUACCAACGUUAUAAACGUGCAGAGCCCGACCCCGGGAAGACUCGCACCUGGACCGACCGCACUGGGUCGUUCAAGGUCGAAGCCGAGUUUAUUGGCUUGAAGGAUGGCAAGAUCCACCUUCACAAGCUCAAUGGUGUCAAGAUUGCGGUGCCCGUCCCCAAGAUGUCUGUCGAAGACCUCGAGUACGUUGAAAGGGCCACUGGCGUGUCCUUGGACGAGGACAAGCCGCUGUCCGACAUCAAGAGGCGGAAUACGACAAGAGACGCCCGACAGAACCGGGCCUCGUCUGCCCCACGAGCGGGUAUCACGAUUGGUGUCCCGGAGUCGAGUUACGAUUGGUUCCAGUUCUUCCUUGACUGCGGUGUUAACCCACAGAUUUGCGAGCGCUAUGCACAGUCAUUCGCGAAGGACCAGAUGGGCGAAGAGAACCUGCCGGAUAUCUCGGAGAAGCUUCUCAGGACUUUGGGUCUGAAGGAAGGCGACAUUCUGCGGGUGAUGAGGUUUUUGGAUACCAAAUACGGCCGUACAGGUGAGAAUCAAAAGCGGAGCGUCAGUUUCGAUGAUGCCGCCGAGGAUGCCAAUGGUGGUCUUUUUGCAGGUCCGGGCGGAGCGCUCAAGAACAACACCCGGAAGGGCCGUCCGGCGCCGGCCGUGCAGACGAACGACGUUAUCGACCCCGAGGCGCUCAAGGCGAAGACGGCGGAUGGCGUAAAGGCAGACGGCACAGGUGCUUCGUCUGGAUCGGGUGCGGAGAAGACGCCCGGUGGAUUCGACGACAACGCAUGGGAAGUCAAGCCAUCGAAGCAGCCGGCGACGACUGCUGCAAGCGAACCCGCUGCCACGGCCACGGCCCCCGCCCCUGCUCCCCCCACAGGCGCCAUGGCUGAACUUUCACUGCUCACGCCUGCGCUGGAGCCCACGCCUGCACCGCCGCCAGCAACAACGGCUCCUGCUCCGGCCGCAGCUCCCGCGCCCGCCCAGGCUCCCCAGCCUACCGGCCCUCAGGGUGCAACUCCUGGUCUGUUCGAACAGGUUGCGAACCUACCUCAAGCACCACCCAGGGCACGACCGCAAGCACCGCAACAAACCGGCGCGAACGCGCUCAUUGCCCCUCCGCCGCAGCGGUCGUCGUCGGCGCCCCAGAAUUUCAACCAGUUUGGCCCUCCCCAGCCCAUCCAGCCGCAGAUGACGGGCAUGCCAGCCCCGCCCGGUCAGAGCCUUCAAGACCUCCAGAACCAGCAGCGUAUGCAGCAGUUCCAGCAGCAGCAGAUGGCUAUGCAGCACCAGCCUACUGGUUUCAUGCAGCCUCAGCAGACCGGCUUCCCUGGCCAAUAUGGCCAGUUUGGCCACCAGGGUCCUAUGAUGCCACAGCAGACAGGCUUCAUGCAGCCUCAGCCCACCGGCUUCCAGGGCCAAUUCGGCCAAGGCGCGCAGAUGGGCAACCAAUUCGGCUCGCCAUUCGCGGAUCCCAGCCCCCGCCCCAACUCUUUCGCGCCGGGCAUGCCGAUGCAGGCUCAACCCACCGGCUUCGGUCAACCCGGAGGCUUCCAGCCGCAACCCCUUCAGCCGCAGGCCACGGGCGUCAACGCCUUCCUCCCACCCGCACUCGCACCCCAGCGCACCGGCGCCCUCAACGGUUUUGGAAACAGCAACAACAACAGCUUCCAGGCCCCGCCCGUGCCGCCGAUCCCCCAGCAACAGACGGCCGCGCCUCUCGUCCCGCAGAAGACGGGCCCCCCGCCGCCGGUCAGGUUCGGCGUCAACCCGUCGGCGAAGAAGCUGGCGGCUCAGCCCACCGGCAGAAGAGCAAACUUGACCAAUGCUACGCCCGACAACCCCUUUGGUUUCUAA
Molecule: messenger RNA, 3534 nt
Organism: Diplodia corticola
Lineage: Eukaryota; Fungi; Ascomycota; Dothideomycetes; Botryosphaeriales; Botryosphaeriaceae
Product: cytoskeleton assembly control protein sla1 protein
Exons: 3
Coding region: 1-3534 (1177 amino acids)
Biological process (GO): regulation of actin filament polymerization; actin cortical patch assembly
Cellular component (GO): nucleus
Molecular function (GO): ubiquitin binding; cytoskeletal protein binding; identical protein binding
Source: RefSeq, a predicted model, not a curated record